AUGACUGGCGGCGAUACCUACGGCGUCCCUGGCGCAGGUGCUGGCGGCGGCUCCAAAUACAAACCCUUCAAAGAGGAAGAAGCCAAGCGUCCACCAUUCGACCCUUCGCUCUCGUACAACCUAACCAAGGCGCCCGAUGUCGACUUUGCCGCUGGGUCCGGUCUCAACUCGCACCCAGCUUCCUCGUCCUUCUCGUCCGACGAUGCGAGCUUCCACGUGAUUCAGAUUGGCAAGACGAAAGUCACGCCGGGGACGAUGUACAAGCUUAUGAUCUCCUCCAUCGCCCCACGCCCUGUAGCGUUGGUGACGACGUUGAACGAGGACGGUUCCCCAAAUCUGGCUCCGAUCAGCUGGUACCAGAUGGUCUCGCAGGAUCCGGCUAUGGUCAUGAUCUCCUUCGGUGGAGGUGAGAACAGAAGGAAGGAUAGCGAGAACAAUAUCAAACGGCUCAAGGAGUUUUCCGUAUCCAGCUCGUCCGAGCCAUACGCGGAGGCGCUCAACUUUGCCUCGGUCGACUGCCCCGAGGGCGUCAGCGAGUACGCACUGACCGGUCUCACGCCUGUCAAGAGCAAGGUGAUCAAGACGCCGCGUGUCAAGGAGUCACCUAUGUCGAUGGAAUGCGAGGUCGAGUACACUCGGGAUAUCCACAAUGACGAAGGCAAGCAUACCACAACACUUGUGCUAGGCAGAGUCCGAGUGAUGCACAUCCGCAAGGACACGAUUCACCCCGACACCGGCGCCGUCGACGCGAGCAAGACGCUCCCCAUCACGCGAAUCGGCGGCUUGCAGUAUGCACGCACUUCGACCGGGUACGAGCUCGAACGACCGAAAUGGUCCGAGAUCAAGGACCGCCCCGACGUACAAGCUGCGUUGAAAAGGGGACCCAAGGAAUGGUUCGACAACAAAGACCAGGUGCUAGAGGCGUAUCCCUAG
Molecule: messenger RNA, 933 nt
Organism: Kalmanozyma brasiliensis GHG001
Lineage: Eukaryota; Fungi; Basidiomycota; Ustilaginomycetes; Ustilaginales
Product: Flavin reductase-like, FMN-binding
Exons: 2
Coding region: 1-933 (310 amino acids)
Molecular function (GO): FMN binding
Source: RefSeq, a predicted model, not a curated record